AACGUCAAGACCCCAUGGCCGACGCUGCCCCAUCAACUUUCAAACGUUUCGUAGAAAUUGGACGUGUCGUCCUCCUGAGGAACGGGCCCCAUGAGGGUCGUAUCGCUGUUAUCUCAGAGAUCAUUGAUCAUAAUCGGGCAAUAAUAGAUGGUCCAUUGACUGACGUCCCACGCCAACCCUUCGCCUAUCGCCAUCUCACUCUGACACCACAUGUCGUCCCAAAUCUUGAACGUGGUGCCAGCACUGAUGCUGUUCGUGAGCAAUUCGAGGCCUCGGGUGUACUCGAGAAGUGGACCAAUUCUGCAUGGGCGAAGAAACGUGAAGCCAUUCAGAAGCGGCGUAAACUCAACGAUUUCGAGCGCUUCGUAGUUUCUGUACAAAAGAAGAGGAGAAGAGGAGUUGUAAAACAAGCUCUGAGCAAAGUGCAGCGGGAGGCUAACAAGGCAAAAACCAAGGCAAAGAAAGCAAAGGAGGCGGCCUAAUUCUCUCGGGAUCAGUUGGUUGCAGGAGUGCUUCGCUCGGGUUUUAUAAUCUUCACGUUCUUUCGUAUGCUUCGUACUGAAUCAUGACAUGACUUGGCACUAUGCAACUGAUGGAAAAAUAUGCUUCACAUCGUGGUCUCAUGAGAGCACAGCCUGAUCGAGCUGAACUGGUCACGCCAUGGUUAUCAGGAGUAAAUGCUGUAUCCUGGUUGUAGACCUGCAAGUGCUACUUGGAAUCUUCCUAGAGCCACCGUAUAUGUAAUAAGGGAAACAAUAUGUUGAUUGACAUUGAUGUACUCAGACUGGGGCAGUGUUAGCGCGCAACUUUCCGGAUUCGAUAGUCGCCAACACCAUCCCGGUCAUUUACGCUUUCCCAUCAGCCUAGAUCUUCUGUUCCGGAUUCGCCAUGGAUCGUCUGGAAGCAUUGGGACAGCAGCUUUCACAGAUCACUCUCUAUGAUCUGAAAUCGUACUAUAACCAGG
Molecule: messenger RNA, 964 nt
Organism: Cantharellus anzutake
Lineage: Eukaryota; Fungi; Basidiomycota; Agaricomycetes; Cantharellales; Hydnaceae
Product: 60S ribosomal protein L14
Exons: 4
Coding region: 15-482 (155 amino acids)
Biological process (GO): ribosomal large subunit biogenesis; translation
Cellular component (GO): cytosolic large ribosomal subunit; ribosome
Molecular function (GO): structural constituent of ribosome; RNA binding
Source: RefSeq, a predicted model, not a curated record